UCAGUCAAUCCUGAAAUUGAAACUUUGUUUUCCUGAAAAUUUUAUUUUUUAUUAUUUUUCGAUCAAUUUUCUAAAUGUACAAUCAUUUAAAUAAACUCGAUGAGGACACCAUCAGAGUGCGUAACGAGCACUCUGUUAUGGACGCCAUUGCAUCCCAAAACAAUCAAAUUACGGAAGACGAAUUAUUUGAGCAAUUCAUUAUGUCGACGGAUGCGCCACGAGAUCUUAUCGAAUAUGAAUUGAAACAAAUAUUACACAAUGGCUUGGUUGGUGGAUUUAUAGCUAAAACUGGAAACAAAUAUGCGAUCCCGACACUUGAAAAUAUGUAUACAGCUGACUGCGACGACAGUAAAGGCGAUGAGAGGGACAGGCCGGACGUAACGGUGAGAGUAGAACCAGCUGCUUCUACGAGUAGUGCUACAAGAAAACGGGCAUCAACCGGUCCAUCAUCUCACGAGCAUUGUCCUAAAAAAGCAAGGCCUUGCCCAGAAGCAGUAGAUUUAUCGACUAAGCUUAUGAAGAGAACUUGCAAAUUUAGAAAGGCCAGAUUCAUCAGAAUGAAAAUGCACAUACCGCGCUUGUUUUCGAUUGACGAAAAAAGAGCAAUGGAUUAUCCUAUAAUUAGGCCACCACUUGUAGAGGGCGGAGAAUGUGCUUCAGAUGAGGAUUUUGAAGAAGAAGAAGCAGCAGGAGAAGAAGAAGAAGAAGAAGCAGGAGAAGAAGCAGAAGCAGAAGAAAGUGUAGAUGAUGAUGAUGAUGAAGCUCCCUCAGCGUGCGAAACUGGACCAGCUACACGAACGUCUACACGAAUAAUAAUACGGGCUAAGGGUAAAUGUGGAGGCAUGUCAGAUCCACAUAAAUGUUCAUUUUGAGACCGUCUCCCCCGUCGGCAGCGUUGUUGUUCGUCAAUAUCCAAAUUUAUGAAAUAAAAAUUUCUG
This is a messenger RNA of Bradysia coprophila, 938 nucleotides long. RefSeq lists its product as uncharacterized. The record is from RefSeq and is a predicted model, not a curated record. NCBI's taxonomy places the organism in Eukaryota, Metazoa, Arthropoda, Insecta, Diptera, Sciaridae.